AUGAGAUAUUCUGGUAUCAUGAACCCUAAAGACAAGGAUUUUGUAACCAGGUUCCAGUUGUCUCAAAUUGUCACUGAGGAUCCGUACAAUGAAGAUUUUUAUGCCCAGGUUUUCAAGGUUAUUCACCCAAACCCAAACCAGGUGUCACAAGAACAAGAACAACAAAAUAAUUCGAUUGCUCAAGCUUACUUGGACCAAAGUGGUCACAGAUUAGGUGGACGUCACAAGAGAGCCGAUGUGGCAUUACAAAGAAUGCAACAACAAGUUCAAAGAGCUGUGACUGUCGCUAAGGAAAGACCAAAGUUGACUCAAUAUGCCAGAGAAGGUGCUUUAGGUAAGAUUUCUAUUGGAUCUGGUAAAAAGCCUAGACAACAAUUGGAACUCUUUAGCAAAGCUGUUCAGAUGGAAAUUGAGAAGCAAGAAGAAGAAGCCGCUGUCCCUGUGGCUUCCAAUUCGAAUGAGGUGAAGCUGUACACCAAAAAGGAUAUCAUGAGCAUAUUGGAAAACAUAAUAACCAACUUGAUGACAAUUGAAAGUGAGUCAAGAUUAUCCAGUGGUGUUGACACCACCCCACUUUGGGAGUCAUUGAGAAUUUUGGAACAGCCAUCCCCCAAAGUGAAUGAUGAAUCCGAAGUCAACCCAUUCAUUCAAUGUUUGAACCAUGAAAAAGCUUUAAAGAUUGUAUCCCGUUUAUUCAAGUUUUUGUCAAGAGAACAAAUAUUGACCAUUGCAACGUUGAUCAUGUCAAACUUAGAAAACUUGAAUGUAGUGAAAGCGGGAUCUUAUACCAAAUACGAAGAUAACAAGAUCCCUCCAAAGACGGCUAGAUUAAUUGAAACACAUUCUUUAACUUUUACAAAGGCGUUCAUGACUGCGGUACAGGAUUUUAAGUUCAAUGAGAUCAUUGGUUUAUUGGUUAUUUUGAUUGAGCACAACAAUGUUUCAUACAUUUCAACCACUAAGGUUGGCUUGUCAAUCUUUACAACAUUAUUAUCAAGAGCUGAAUUGAUCAGAGGUGAAGGUUCUAUAUCGGCUACCGACUUAUCUGAAUGGUCGUCUUGUUACGAUGAAUUAUUCACAUCGUUAGAAUCCAGAAUCGCUUCAAUCUUCCCUCCACAACAAGAAACUGAAGAUAUCAAUGAAAGUUAUGUCUGGCAAUUUUUGGCCACUUUGGCUUUGGGUGGAAAGUUGAAUCACCAGAGAAUUAUUGUGGAUGAGGUGAGAGACCAGAUUUUCUCGGUUAUGAACAGAGCCAAGGCAUUAGACAGCUCGGAUGUCAACAACUUCUACAAGAAGCAAAACAUCUUGAACAACUUGAACAUGUUUUUGGUUGUAAUGGGAUUAGUUGCGGAUGAGAAUGAGAUCAAAGAGUUACAAUCUUGA
This is a messenger RNA of Yamadazyma tenuis ATCC 10573, 1383 nucleotides long. Lineage: Eukaryota; Fungi; Ascomycota; Pichiomycetes; Serinales; Debaryomycetaceae. The record is from RefSeq and is a predicted model, not a curated record.